This is a messenger RNA of Toxorhynchites rutilus septentrionalis, 4523 nucleotides long. Its product is annotated as glucose dehydrogenase [FAD, quinone]-like. The transcript has 3 exons. Gene Ontology annotation, molecular function: flavin adenine dinucleotide binding; ecdysone oxidase activity. NCBI's taxonomy places the organism in Eukaryota, Metazoa, Arthropoda, Insecta, Diptera, Culicidae. The record is from RefSeq and is a predicted model, not a curated record. Bases 28 to 1761 code for a protein of 577 amino acids.
UAAAUAUAAGGCAAAACAGUGAACAUAAUGCAUUUCAAUUUAACUACAUUAGCAACUUAUGUUUUCUACCUGCUUGGGACUACUUUUUUCUGCGCUAUUCUAAAUGGAUCGUAUCUGUUCCACAAACUGUACUAUUCCAACACUCCCUCGAAACGCCAAUAUGAAUACAUAAUAAUAGGAACCGGUACGGCUGGCUCCCUCAUAGCAUCCGGGAUAUCGUCCAACGAUGUGUUGCUCAUCGAAGCCGGUUCCAUGGGGUCGAGCUUGAUGGAUAUUCCGUUGUUUCAACCACUGCUGCAAGGCACACACUAUGACUGGCAAUAUAAAACCGAACCACAGAGCAAUGCGUGUUGGGCACUGGCGGAGAAUCGGAGCUACUGGCCGAUGGGAAAAGUUUUCGGCGGUACGAGCAUGCUCAACAAUAUGAUACACUACAGGGCGGAAAGGCAUGAUUUUGAUGGCUGGUUCGAUGACGAUCACGAGCGGGAUUUGUUUAUGAAGUAUUUCGAGGAAGAUUGGCAUGAAAAAAGCCGAGUCGUUAGUGAUGAAUUAAGUUUUGAGACGAAGUUGGGAGACGCAUUCAUGGAGGCGGCUGCCAGCGUUGGAUUGGAUCGACGAUAUUUCUAUAGACCGAAAGUGGCCACGCAACAAGGUAAGCGGUGGACCACUGGUCAUUAUUAUUGGAGGAACAAACCGAAAGGACAUGUAGUUGUUUUAAACGCUCUGGUUACUAAAAUAAUUGUGGAAAAGGGAAAGGCGAACGGUGUGUUAUUUGAAAAAGACGGACAAAUGCUUAAAGCAACAGCUUCUAGUGGAGUUAUCCUAUCUGCCGGAACAGUUGGGAGUCCUAAAAUUCUUCUCCAGAGUGGAAUCGGACCUAAAAGUCACAUAGAAGCUUUAGGUAUAACAUCAGUAGUGGAUUUGAAGGUUGGAGAAAAUCUACAGGAUCAUAUUUCGACCGGAAUGGAUUUGGUGAUUUUAUCAGAAAAUUUACCCCUUUCUGUGUGGGAUUUGAUCCGACCACAAAAUAUCAAAAAUUAUCUCUUCAACGAAGGGAAGAACUCGUCCCUAUCUUUUGGAGGCUGCGAAUGUCUGGGAUUCGUCAAAUCAAUUACAGAAAAUACCACUAACAUUGGAUUCAUGGUUCUUCCAGUAGGUAUUACUAUCGACACAGGAUUACACCUUCGAAGUUUGAUCAACCUUCGAGAAAAUGUAUGGGAGAAUUAUUAUCGUCCUCUAGUAGAUCGGGGUCAACAAUCGGUUAGUAUUUUACCGAUUUUAUUACAUCCGAAAAGCCGAGGAUACAUAAGGCUUCGGAAUGAAGAUCCGCAUUCAAGUCCCAUUAUUGAACCAAACUAUUUACAUGAAAAAGAAGACGUGCAAAUGCUCAUAACUGGAAUCCAAAUUGUCGAAUUGAUAUCAAAGGCACAAGCAAUGCAAGAUUUGGGGGCUGAAAUAAAUCCCAAACCGUUUCCAGGUUGUGAAAAACAUUCUUUCGGUAGCAAUGAAUACUGGAAGUGCUACAUAAAGUCACUUACACUGACCCUGUAUCAUCCGGUUGGGACCUGUCGAAUGGGGUCGGCCAACAAUCCAAACGCCGUUGUAUCUAAUAAAGAUUUCCAGGUGCAUGGUGUGAAGAAUUUAUAUGUCGUAGAUGGAUCUAUUAUGCCGACCCUACCGAGUGGAAAUCCAAACUCUGUUAUAGGUGCACUAGCGCAAUACUUUUUGAAACAAAAGUUCAAGCCUUCACCAGAAAGCUGAUUUAAUAAAUGUGGUUGCACUUGUUCGAAUUUAUUUUUAUCACAAAUAAAGCUUGUAUAUAAUAAAAUGCAGACUUAUAAUUUUAACGUUGACUUACAAAAGCAACAAAUUUGCUCGAAAAAUGCGAUAGGUCCAUAUUCAUUCGGGUUUGCUUAUGCUGAUAUAGAUAAAGCGCGCUGCUCUUUCAUAUUUGAGAUUCACAUUUCGAGUUUUUUACUGGGUGGCGGCCAAUCCUAGCAAAGUGAAUCGCACUUCGUUCGGAUCACGUGCAAUGUACUGCUUGCACACCGCGAUUGCGUCCUUCAGCAAAGUGUCCGGCGAAGUCUCUCCGUGAACUACUGGGAAAUUCUUCCGCCCAUCCAGUUCGUACAGCUUUCCAUCGAAGUGUACGAACGCGAUGAAAUGAUGGUAUACCUUCUCGUUAAUAUCGGGAGCGGCGGUUUGGCCCUCGUUUGCCACACUCUCGUGUGUCUCAAUGAAUCCAACGUCGUUUUCCAGUGCCUUGCCACGUUCCUCCGGAGUUAAAUCUUUGGUAGAAUCGUAGUAUUUCUUGAUGAAACUUCCUUCCUCCAGUUCAAUGUCAGGGUUAUUGAGCACUGCAUGGACCAGUGCAAUUGUUCCGCAAGCAUUAUGAACGUAUUGACGCAUAUAAAACAGAUUUUCAGGGUGCUCUAUAUUAAUUGCCUUAAGUUCCUCAUCUUCUUUGGCGCGGAACUCUUCAUACUGAAAACAAAGUUAAUGUUGUCAUAAAGCAUAAUGAACGAACUUUUAAAUACGUACAACAUUAGAGCACGGAAACAAAAAUAUCAACGAUUUCAAAGGAGAUGGCACAAAGGCUAGAAGUUCAUCGUCCAUUCCGUAUAUAUCGACAAUGCUCCAUGCUGGCGAUACACCCAAUUUCACAAGGUACUUGUUGAGAACCUAUAAAGAACAUUAGCAAAGGCCAUUAUCUUUGAAGUAAUUAUAAUUUUCGCUAUGAGUCACCUCAGGAUUGGAUUCGAGUGGCAACCAGGUGGACAUGCUUUUAUCCUAGAACUCUGUACUGUGAUUACUGGACAACCGGGCACGUAUUAUGAAUCAGCAAAACUAAUUGAAUUUUGCAAUAUAAUCCUAUUUGAUGCCGGUGAUAACCACAAAUAGCCGGCGAAAUACCAAUACGAACAAUCAAGUGUACAGUCAAACCGAAAUUGAAUGAGACGACGUUUUGUGUUGACGUUUGGUUAGGCGGCCACCGCCUAGAAUGCACCUAAAAGACCUACUUUUAUACAACUUGCAGCUGGGCAGUAUGACCAUUUUCAAGAUUCUGAUUGCUUUUUGGUGCAGUCGGUUUGGUUUUCAUUUCGGUGGGAAGCUAGCAAUAAUAACACAGAAUGUUGUAAUUACCAGCUGUAUUUGAAAUAUAUUAACCCUUUCCCGUACGAUUUCUGUGCGAUUCACAUAGAACGUUACGGAGAAGAACGUCUACGUUCCGUCAACGUCUCCACCAAUUCACACAUGCAGUCAAUCCGCGUUGACGGCAUUGAGUUUGACAUUUCAAAUUAGGGGGUGAAACGUAAACAAACGCAGUGAGAAAAACUAUAAUUUUUGUUCAAAGUUGUCUUGAGAUUCUAUAGCUUUCUGCAAAAUGGCAUCCAAUGCGAUAAACUCUUCGAUGAUGACGGUAAAUUUGCAGCUUGCCGAUAUUUUUCAAUACGUCGGAGGAGGAAGCAGGUUGAUAGUCGAAGGUGAACGGGUGUUUCAAGCUAACCACUUGCUUCUUGUCGGAGUUCAAACCGUGCACGAGGACGGCUUUGCCAUAUUUGCGACUUGUUUGAAGUCAUCAUCACCUAGAGCUGAUCCACACAAAAUUUCCAUCCGCACCAGACCUUCCUUUGAAAAGUGGUCUUUUCAGUGUUCGUGCAAAGCUGGAAUGGGAAAAUGCAAACACAUAAUGGCCGUUUUAAAACAUCUUCUAAUGUUUUUUUUUUGUGAUUUUCUUGAAUACAAAUGGCAAAAAUCAAUUUUUCUAUUUUUAGGUUCCCUUCAGUUCCAUUGCUUACAGUACAGUAAUCGUUCGCUAACUGGUCCUGGUUUAACUGAUCUGCUAUUUAACUGGGCGAACGUUAACUGGUCCUUGGACCAGUUAAAAAGCACAAUUUCGUAAACAAUCGACGCCAUAUUCAAAUGGAAGAUUUGCUGUGAGGGGCAUUCGAAUGUAAUUUUAAAUGUUAUGAAAGUUGACAUUAUUUUCGCACGACAAAAACAUUGAUUAAACUACAGAAAAACAAUUUUCUCAAAUCAUAUGUCAUACCUGUUGUCGCACUCAAUGCGAAACUUCCAUUGGAAUCCUUUUAUUUAUCUAAUUACAGGAACUAAGCGAAUCAAACAAUUCAUUGAAGUUUCCCUCGAUUUUAUUUGACGUUUAACAUGCCGGACCAGUUAAAACGCGAAUGUCGAUAAGUGGUCUUCUCUUUUCGCCCAGUUAGUGAAUGUUUACUGUAACAGAUUUGCAACAAAAGUGGGGUAAAAUUGCAGAAAAAGUUGCUGACGAUAUGUACAAGACAACACCAUUGACCGCAUUCUGCAAAAAAAUGACGAAUACAAAAGAUACGACUGAAGCUGCCUCGCCGGCGGGUUUGACUCACGAUGAGGGUACCAACAUUCUUCAGCUUUUCGUGAAAGGAUUCCCUGAAAGCGGUCUGGCAUACGAAAAGAAAGGACGAGAAAUGAAAAAUAUUGACAAAAAUGAUGAAUCUGAUGUUCUGAAUACACUUCUCGAUAUA